GGUAGUACUGCUGGUAUCUUCUUCCUGCUGCUCCAGCCCAGCAUGCAGGCCAUGGAGCCUGCGGGCGGGUGAGACAGCCAGCAGGGCAGGCAUGUUCAGAGGCCGAGGACCUGGGGGCCUGGCAGCCCAGGGCAUGGCGGGACCCCUGCGAGGCCGGGUGGAGGAGCUGAAGCAGCCAUGGUGGCGGGAGAGCACGCCACUGGUGCUGAGGCACAGUGAGGCAGCCCGGCUGGCAGCUGAUGCUCUCCUGGAGCGAGGUGAGGCUGCCUACCUGCGGGUCAUCUCUGAGGAGCGGGAGCUGCCCUUCCUGAGCACCCUGGACAUGGACUACAUGACCAGCCAUGUGCAUGGGGGCCCAGAGCUUAGCGAGGCCCAGGGGCCUGAGGCCUCUGGGCCUGACCACCUCAGCCUGCUCUCUGAAGUCACCUCAGGCACUUACUUCCCCAUGGCCUCUGACGUAGACCCCCCAGACCUGGACCUGGGUUGGCCGGAGGUUCCACAGGCCACAGGCUUCAGCCCUACCCAGGCCGUGGUGCACUUCCAGAGGGACAAGGCCAAGAACAUCAAGGACCUGCUGCGUUUCCUCUUCAGCCAGGCUCGCACGGUGGUGGCUGUAGUGAUGGAUGUAUUCACCGACAUGGAGCUUCUGUGUGACCUGAUAGAGGCCUCAAGCCGGCGUGGUGUCCCUGUCUACCUGCUCCUGGCCCAGGAGCACCUAAAGCAUUUCCUGGAGAUGUGUUACAAGAUGGACCUCAACGGGGGGCACCUGCCGAACAUGCGUGUGCGGAGCACGUGUGGGGACACGUACUGCAGCAAGGCAGGCCGCCGCUUCACUGGGCAGGCCCUGGAGAAAUUUAUCCUCAUCGACUGUGAGCAGGUGGUGACAGGCAGCUACAGCUUCACCUGGCUUUGCAGCCAGGCCCACACUAGCAUGGUGCUGCAGCUGAGGGGCCGCAUUGUGCAAGACUUUGACCGGGAGUUCCGCUGUUUGUAUGCUGAGUCACGGCCUGUGGAGGGCUUCUGCGGUGGUGAGGAUGCACUGACUCCCCGGGUACCACCUCCUCCCACAGAUGCCCUGGUCUUCGGGCCUGACAUCCCAAACUCUACAUCUUCCUCACCCUCCAGUACCAGCCUCAGCAGCAUCAAGCGCUCACCUCUCAUGGGCCACUCCUCCUACCUCGCUCUACCAGGAGGUGGUGGCUGCAGUGAUAUGGGUAUGGGGUCCUCAUCCCCCAGCCCUGCCCGCCGUGAGGCCAGUGGCCAGCCCUCCCUGCAUCGCCAAUUGUCUGACCCUAACCGUGGCUCCCCUUCUGGGUUCUACAGGGCCAACCUGGGCAAACUAGGGGCACACCCAUGGUCCCAGUCCUCCCCUGCCCUCAACUACAAUGGCACCAGCUCCUUGACCCUGGCAGUGGGGUCACCUCUGCUUCCCCGCUCCCGGCCCCUCCUCCAUUUCCCCCGGGCUAUUCCAGUUCUGUCCCAGCUCCCAGAGAAUGGGCUCCCAGGAAGUCAGGAGCCUAGCCCCCCACGAGAUCGCCAGGUACCUGGUAAAGCCCUGGAGACAGUGGAGAAGAAGUCAUCGCUGAGUCAGAGCCAUGGCCAGCUAGAUCUCCUUGUGCCCUUCCCCAGAGCCCGAGAAGCAGGAGACCCCAACUCUAGGGUUUCCCCUAACUCCGGCUCCCUUCGGCCUGGUGAGCAGGCCCCAGAAGACAGAAGGUUGUUCCCAGGCCAGAGUGACAGCCAGUUGGAUCUCCUGCCCCAGGCUCAGAGUGCAGGGGUUGCCCCUGAGUCAGGUCCCUUUAGACCUGGUGAUCAGUCCCCAGAGGACAGGAGGCUGUCUCUAAACCAUAGCCAGGGCCAAGUGGACCUCCUGGUGCAGUACCCCAAGGUCCAGGGCUUCAGAGUAAUCCCUGAAGCCAACUCCUCAUCCAGGCAUCCAACCAAGCAGCAUCCAGAUGAGCGACGACAGACCCUGGGCCACAGCCAGCUUGAUCUCAUCACAAAGUUCGGCCCAUUUCGGGUGGAGGGGCCUGGGCCCAGUGGUCUCCCAGGACCAAGCCCUGCUCGUAUGGCUGCAGUGGGCUCUGGGGAGAAGCGGCUGACUCUGGGCCACAGCAAGCUGGAUCUCAUCACCAAGUAUCAUCAGUUGCAGGGUGCCAGGCAGGGACCUGAGCCUGGCCUCCUUGGGGGUCCUACAGGUGGCCAUCGCAAUGGUAAUAGCAAUGACCUGUUUAGGGAUGAGAAACGGCUGACCUUGGGCCACAGCAAACUGGACCUCAUAACUAAAUACAAUAAGUCCAAGUUCAAGUUGCUCCGAAGUCGCUUUGAGUCCUAGCC
Molecule: messenger RNA, 2337 nt
Organism: Otolemur garnettii (small-eared galago)
Lineage: Eukaryota; Metazoa; Chordata; Mammalia; Primates; Galagidae
Gene: SACK1C
Product: family with sequence similarity 83 member C
Exons: 4
Coding region: 92-2335 (747 amino acids)
Biological process (GO): epidermal growth factor receptor signaling pathway
Source: RefSeq, a predicted model, not a curated record